UACUGAAACCACACUCUUAUCAAAUGCAUUUUGUUUGCACCUUUGAAGGCUCUCGGUUUGCAGUCUGAUGAGCAGUCAGUAGGUUGGCGCCGUCGGCGGAAGAGCCACGCGCUGACGUUUCAGCAGCAAGCAGCAGCGGCCACGCGCGCCGAGAGGCAAAGCAUCGCGCCUCUGCUCACAUCCAUCCGAGCGGCUCUCGCGCGCGCACACACACACAGAGCCAAGCAGGAGCGCACAACUUCACCCGGAGUCGCAUCUAAACCUGAAGUUGGAGCGAUGCAACGCAGUCGCCAUUUCAAAUCCAACCAAAUCUCACCCACUUCUUUUUAACAAGACCUUUUCUUUCUUUCUAUCCAUUUUUUUUCGGAGCAUAGUGCGUUUUCUUUUUUUUUCCCUCGGUUGAUGCGAGAUCUUCUCCAUCAUAUGGACACGAUGUGGACCUUACACGACUCGGUUGGAUUGGUUUUCUUUUCCUGUUUGUCGAUCCAGAUCGGAUUUUCACUCCAAGGCAGGUUCACCGAUCUGCCAUCAAACAUCACUGCCAGGGAGGGCCAGAACAUUGAGAUGGCGUGCGCUUUCCAGAGCGGCACCUCCUCCGUUUACUUGGAGAUCCAGUGGUGGUUCAUCCGCGCUCCCGAGGAGCCGAGAACGAGCGAAGAGGAGGAUGAUGAUGAUGAUGAUGAGGAGGAUACCCAGAUGGAGUUGAUACCAGAGCCUGACCCAGAUGAUGAAGGAACUAAAAUAAGUACAGUCAAGGUACAAGGCAAUGACAUUUCCCACAAGCUUCAAAUUGCACGAGUGAGCAAGAGUGAUGAGGGCCUAUACGAGUGCAGAGUCACUGAUGCCAACUAUGGAGAACUGAAGGAGUACAAGGUCCAGGCCUACCUAAAGGUCAAUGCAACAGUCCGUAGAGGACUCAUCAAGAAGACUUCACCUCUCCAUCUGACCAAUAAGAAACCUCGCAAGAGCAGCUCAGCUUUAGGCCAAGACAGCAACGGUAUGAACUCAGAUCAGCACUCCCAGUCCUCCUCUACCUCGCAGGCAUCACAGUCCAAAACAGUCAAACACAGCGCUGGAUCAGGUACCAGGAUAUAUACGAGCUAUGGACUCACUCUCCUGCUUUUUGCUAGCGUUUGUGUGAGAGGAGCGUUGCAAUAGUCUGGGACCAGCAAUCCCCCACUCCCACCCUUUCCCUGUUCUUUUAAAGCCAAGAGAAAGAUCAUCUGCUAUUUCCAUAACACGGACGCCAUCAUUGCUCCAGUUUUUUUGCACCCAAUGAUAGAAUCAUCUGUACCAGAAUCACUUUUGGUCAAAACUAUAAAGCCUAGAGCAUAAGACUUUAUUCUUGGACAUGUAUUUGGUAACCCUGAUAUUACAAUUGGAUGGACAUGAACUAAUUAAGGACUUAUCUCUCCUUCAGAUAUUAUUAAUAAUUUGGUUGUACUUUCUUUCUGUUCAUAUCUGUGAAUUUAAUAUAAGAUGCUCUAAAGCCUGGGAGAAUUUAUAUUUGUGUAUUAUAUAAAUAUAAAUACAGAUACAUAUAUAAUGAUAUGAUUUUGAACCUUCUUGGACUCUGUACAGCCUGCAUCCAUCCUGGAAUAUUAUGUGUUCAAGGACAUUGAAGUAAUUGUGAAUAUAACAGCAUUGACAUUUAAGUAAAUAUUGUGGCUGGAUAGGCGUUCUGCUUAACUAUGUGAUGCUCUGCGCUGUUUAAUCUGCUUUGAAGUUUCCUGAUUUUUGUUUUAUGCAGGUUGUUUAUGCUCAAAUGCACAUGCGGAUCUUUUGUUCUUGUAGGUUUUUUUUAUUUUUUUUUUAUAUAUUUCUCCUUUUUUUAAUUUGCAUAAUAAAUGUGAGCUUAUUUCUGUUAUCAACCUGUUAGUCUUGGUUUGUCUUCAAGGACAAAGAAACUCCUUUUUUUUACACAUCAUGUGCAUGUCUAAAAAAAAAAUUAAUGCCAGGACAUGUACUAAUUAGCUGAUAAUUAACUCAGAAAAUACUGACCUCUUUCUAUAUUGCAUGAAAGUUUUCUUUAUUUUCAGGAAGGAGAAAAUAUGUGACGGGAAAUACUCGAGUCAUCAUAUGUGGAUCUAUGAAUAUCUUAUUGUCUUAUUGACUAAAGAUGCUUAAGUGCA
Messenger RNA from Silurus meridionalis, 2132 nucleotides. RefSeq names its product V-set and transmembrane domain containing 2A (gene vstm2a). NCBI's taxonomy places the organism in Eukaryota, Metazoa, Chordata, Actinopteri, Siluriformes, Siluridae. Bases 403 to 1158 code for a protein of 251 amino acids. The record is from RefSeq and is a predicted model, not a curated record. The transcript has 5 exons.